This is a messenger RNA of Vitis riparia (riverbank grape), 1542 nucleotides long. Its product is annotated as polyvinylalcohol dehydrogenase-like. Lineage: Eukaryota; Viridiplantae; Streptophyta; Magnoliopsida; Vitales; Vitaceae. The transcript has 4 exons. Bases 1 to 1542 code for a protein of 513 amino acids. The record is from RefSeq and is a predicted model, not a curated record.
AUGGAGCUCACUCAGAGUCAGCACAAUCACUCUGGAGCUAUUGUCAUCCUUCUCUUGGUAUUUUGUGGAUUUACUGUCAUGGAUAUUGUUGAUGCAGUUUGGUUCAACCAUGGAGGCGACUUGAGUAACAGCAGAUCACGCUCCAUCGAAGAACCCUUGAUCAACCCCCUGCUUAUUUCCAAAUUGAGAUUGAAAUGGAAGUUUUUCACUGGAGAUGACACAACAGCAACGCCUGCAGUGGCUCAUGGUGUUGUCUACUUUCCUUCAUGGAAUGGAUAUUUGUAUGCAGUGAAUGCAUUCAGUGGUGCUCUUGUAUGGAGGCAGCAUCUAGGGGAGCUCACAGGGCUGAGUCCAGCAGGGGUUGUGGUGAAUGUAACUGUGUCAAGAACGGCACCUGUAAUAGCUGGUCAUCUCCUUAUCAUAGGAAUAUAUGGCCCUGCAGUGGUUGUUGCCAUCAAUCGGUUUAGCGGGGCACUUGUGUGGUCCACUGUUCUGGAUACACGUCCUAGAUCUCAAAUCACCACGUCUGGAACCCCCUACUUAGGGGGUUUCUAUGUAGGUGUAUCAUCACUUGAGGUAACUCUACCAGCUGAACAGUGUUGCACUUUCCGGGGUAGCAUGGCGAAGCUAGACAUCCAAACUGGAGCCGUCUUAUGGCGAACCUAUACAAUUCCGGACAACGGUGGCAAACUGGGGGGUUAUUCGGGAGCUGCUAUAUGGGGCAGCAGCCCUGCAAUUGACACAAAGAGAAAUCUUGUUUACAUUGGAACUGGGAACCUGUACAAUGCUCCAGCUGAGGUGCAACAAUGUCAAGCCAGUCGGAAUAAUCAAACAAUACCCUCUCAACCCGACCAAUGCAUCGCUCCAGAUGUCCACUUCGACUCCAUUCUGGCCUUGGAGUUAGACUCUGGAAAAAUCAGAUGGUUCCGACAAUUUGGAGGCUACGAUGUAUUUUAUUUUGUUUGCCUGGUGCCGAAUAACCCAGCUUGUCCGACUGGGCCUAACUUGGAUGCGGACUUUGGAGAAGCUCCAAUGCUGCUCACCAUAUUUCCAAAUGGCACCAGGCGUGACGUUGUGGUUGCUCUGGCAGGGCCCGGUGGUCUGGAAGGAGGAGGAGUGUGGGGUGCAGCCACAGACGGGAAAAGGGUGUACACAAACAUCGUGAAUAACGCAGGAGUGAGGUUCAGGCUGGCACCCUCCAACCAAACCACGACGUUCGGAGCAUGGGUAGCAUUGGAUGCAAAUACAGGAGAAAUUGUAUGGUCAACAGCCAACCCCAGCAAUGAAACUGCCCAUGGCCCAGUGACGGUGACUAAUGGAGUGGUUUUUGCUGGGUCAGUGGCCCCUUCAGGCCCAUUCUACGCAAUGGACGCAGAAACAGGGACUAUUAUAUGGACAUAUAACACCAAUGCCACCGUGUACGGUGGCGCAUCAGUGAGCUACGGUUGUGUUUACUUGGGCCAUGGCUAUUCAGUGAGUUUAGCCAGGUUCCACCCGACGUGGACUCGAGGAAAUUCUGUCUUCGCAUUCUGCACUGUGUGA